AUGCUACGGUGCGAUCCGUUUGAAGGAGCAGGACGACGUGUCGACCAAAUCCACGAUCGAAACCGCGCUUUCUUCCUCCGCGAAGACACCGCUGUCCACGGCGCCACCGGCGGCGAUUGAUGUCCUUCUCGAAGCAUCGCCCCCGCCUUCGCUCCCGGCAGAAGCUGCGGUCGCGAUUCCGGUUCAGGUCGCGGUGGUGACGAGCUCUACAUCCUCGGGUUCAGCGCAACCGAACCGGUGCGCCGCGUGUCGAAGCGUGUGGGGUUGACUGGGUUCAAGUGCAGGUGCGGAGUCACGUUUUGCGGGACCCACAGGUAUCCGGAGAAGCACGCGUGCGGGUUCGACUUUAAGACGGUGGGGCGAGAGGAGAUUGCUCGGGCUAACCCCGUGAUCAAAGCAGAGAAGCUGCGGAGGAUAUGAUUCGAUCUCAUCCGUCCGAUGGGACCGGAGUUUGGUGAUUUGAUAAGUACCGUCCACGUGUACUGCGAGCGAUGGAGAGAGAGAUGUCGUUAUGUAUAAUGUUAUGAAUAUGAUGAUGAUGAUGAUCUGUCUUCUAAAUUAAGAUAAAACUUAAAAAGUCGGUUUGUCUCGUGUCGAAGGGAUUGAAAUGAAUGAGUCAUAUUUUAAUUUGGCUUUGUAAAAGGGGGAAAAAGAAAAACAGCACUGAGAUUAAAAUUUGUAGGUCCACCACCAUCAGGAGUAGUUGAAAUUAUUUGUGAUUAGGGUUUCUGGGCAGCGCAGUGCGGUGGAGCGUUUUAUUGUGCUUUCGGUAAUGAAUGUGAAAGUGAACUUGUCGAACACGCGCUGUGCCAAUAUUCGUUCUUUACUCUCCACGAUUUUAUGCUUUUUUGCCUUCCUCAAUCA
Molecule: messenger RNA, 864 nt
Organism: Vigna umbellata (rice bean)
Lineage: Eukaryota; Viridiplantae; Streptophyta; Magnoliopsida; Fabales; Fabaceae
Source: RefSeq, a predicted model, not a curated record